Leptosomus discolor (cuckoo roller) is the source of this 868-nucleotide messenger RNA. The record is from RefSeq and is a predicted model, not a curated record. NCBI's taxonomy places the organism in Eukaryota, Metazoa, Chordata, Aves, Leptosomiformes, Leptosomidae.
AGUUGUCACUGAGUUUGUCUCUCCAAUUUGUCUGAUUUCCUCCUGUAGUGUUCUCAAACAGUGUAAAGAUGUGGAGCUCUCCUUCAGUGACAUGACCGGCAAGUCUGAAGCCUUCAAAGGCACCAAGAAAGGGAUGCUAUAUCUCACCCCUUACAGGAUGAUCUUUGUGUCGAAGGGCAAGGAUCCAAUGCUGUCUUUCAUGAUGCCGUUUUAUUUGGUGAAAGGGUGCUCAAUCGAGCAGCCUGUUUUCGCUGCCAAUUACAUCAAAGGACAGAUUCAGGCUGAGGCAGGAGGUGGCUGGGAAGGGCAGGGGACAUUUAAACUGACUUUCAACAGUGGAGGAGCCAUUGAGUUUGGACAGCUGAUGUUCAAAGCUGCCUCUAAUGCUUCCAGUGGCGCUCCUCUCCAGAACCCUGGCUACGGCUAUACACCUGUGCCCGGUGGGUACGCACCCGGCCCGCCUGCUCCUGGGGGCUGUUCGCCUGUGCCGGGGGGCUACGCUGCUCCUCCGCCACCAAACGGACUGUAUCCUUACACACCACCUCCGAUGAAUGCCUACGGACCAGCUCCGCAGCCCAUGGGAUACCCAUAUGCCCAGACUCCAGGUAUUUACCCACCACUUCCAAACAUGAACCCCAUGUACGUGCCACCUCCUCCCCCCUACUCCGGGCCAUCUCCUGCAGGACCCUCGGCUCCCACAGCCCCUUCAGCUCCACCAGCCUGGGUGGGCCCGGGGAUGCCAGGGGGCAGUAAGGCCAUGGAAGCCGCUUCCAGUGCAUAUUACAACCCUGCCAACCCACACAACGUGUACAUGCCCAUGGACCAGCCACCUCCGUAUGCACCUCCUGAGGAUAAGAAGAACAACUAA